CAAUAGUAUUCCAAUUGAACUGCAGUUUUAUUUUUUCAGAUAUCAUUAAGAACUCCGAUUCUUUGUACUGGUCAUCUCGUCUUUGACAGAAGAAGAAAAAGAAAAAGAAGAUGUCUCGAGAGAGAGCCAAACGUGCGACACUGCCUCCAGCUCAGGAGAAUAUUGACAAGUUGGAAAAAGUAGUAAAACAAGGAAAUUACUAUGGAGCUCAACAGAUGUUCAAGUCUAUUAGUGCUAGAUAUGUGUCUGCUGAGAGGUAUUCUGAAGCUUUGGAUAUUCUUCAGUGUGGUGCUUGCUUACAAUUGGAGAAUGGACAGGUCACCUGUGGGUCAGAGCUUGCAUUGUUGUUUGUUGAAACUCUUGUAAAAGGAGAAGUUCCUUAUAACGAAGAAACUCUUGACCGUGUCAGGAAAAUCUACGAGAAGUUUCCUCGACCUUCAGUGCCACAAAAUUUGGACCUCGCUGAUGAUGAUGAUAUGCAAAAACUUUCUGAAGCCAUUGCGGCUGCCAAAACCCGAGUAGAAUGUUGUUCUUCCUUUUUAAAAGCCUCUAUCAAGUGGUCAGCAGAAUUUGGUGCACAUAGGUAUGGAUCUCCAGAGUUGCAUGAGAUGCUGGCAGAUUAUAUAUAUUCUCAAUCUACUGAAGUGGACAUGGUUAAAGUAUCUUUUCAUUUUGUUAGAGGAAGGAAUCUGAAGAAAUUUGCUUCAACUAUCAUAAAUUUCAUGGGCAAGUGCUAUCCAGGAGAGGAUGAUUUGGCUAUUGCCCGGGCAAUUUUGAUGUACUUGUCUCUAGGAAACCUUAGAGAUGCGAACAAGCUCAUGGAAGAGGUGGAAAAGGAAAUGGAGGCGAAGCAUCUUGGAUUUCCUCAGUCAGAAUUAAUGCAGUUUGUCAACUACCUUUUGCUGACGUUGCAGAGAGAUGCUUUACCUCUCUUUAACAUGUUGAGACAGAGCUACAAGUCUAGUAUAGAUAGAGAUCCUCUAUUAAAUGAGUUGCUAGAUGAAAUUGCAAAGAAGUUCUAUGGCGUACAGCGUAAAAAUCCUCUUCAAGGCAUGUUUGGAGAUAUCUUUAAGAUGAUGGGAGGCGAAUAGGACAGGGAAAAGAGUCUUUCUUCAAAUGAUCUCCAUCUAAAUAGUGUCAUGAGAGACAAGUUGGUUCAUUCAACACCAAUCCAAGUUGUCCAUGGAUUGAUCCGCUGCAGUUAAACUGAUGUGCUUGCCUUAACUAUUCAUGCUCGGUCUGGCGCUAUAACAUAAUGUUGCAGAAUGCGGUUUUGAAUUUUCACUGAUUGCUCAAGCUUCCCUUUUCUUGUUAGCAAUUUGUGAUUCCGCAAAUAUUUCUAUUUAAAAUCCUAUAUUUACUGUUCUUUUUCCCAUACAUUGCUAUUGUACAAUAGAUGAAACCUCUGAGUUAAUAAUAUUAUAUCUUUUGGUGUGUUUGGGAUA
Molecule: messenger RNA, 1445 nt
Organism: Nicotiana attenuata
Lineage: Eukaryota; Viridiplantae; Streptophyta; Magnoliopsida; Solanales; Solanaceae
Product: Golgi to ER traffic protein 4 homolog
Exons: 12
Coding region: 111-1091 (326 amino acids)
Biological process (GO): protein insertion into ER membrane
Cellular component (GO): cytosol
Molecular function (GO): protein binding
Source: RefSeq, a predicted model, not a curated record